This is a messenger RNA of Saccoglossus kowalevskii, 2505 nucleotides long. RefSeq lists its product as uncharacterized. NCBI's taxonomy places the organism in Eukaryota, Metazoa, Hemichordata, Enteropneusta, Harrimaniidae. The record is from RefSeq and is a predicted model, not a curated record.
CUGCAUUUAUUCCAACAUUUUGGCAAACUUUGAAUAAGAUAAUGAAUGUAAUGAUAAUGACAUUCAUUCACCUCAGUGAUGCCCAAUACAGAUAAGUGUACAUUUGAAAAUAAGUAUCUGAUGAAUAAUUAACCACUUGGGGAAAAAAACAUAAGCACCAAUCAAAGUUAAGUUUUUGAUAAGGUAAAAUUGCUACCUAAUAUAGUAAACUUCAUAAACUGUCGAAUUGUAUACACAUAUUCAGUUUCCGUCCCAGCUAAUUAGGUAUAUAACAUCAAACAUGUAUUUUAUCUUUAGUAGCCAAAAUUGUAUAACAGUGAUAUUGCAUCAGUGUUUGUACAGUUAUAGCGUUUGUUGUAAUUAACACAGAUUGAGGAUGUACAUUGAUUGUUAAAAUAAACACUUAGCACAACUACAUCGACAAAUAUUACAUAAUUUUGCAUUUCGUUCGUUGUAUACAGUUGAGAGACUGGAGAAAACUUCAUAAAUUACAAUAGCUAUAAAAACCUGAGAUGGUGUCACACUGUGUGUAGAUAAAAUAUUCAUGCAAACAAUAAAUACAUGAUUAGUGUACCAGAAAACAAGUGUAAAUCACUUGUGUGUAAAGUUAAACUACACUACAGAUUAAAAGUGACUGUAGAAUGUGUAAAUCAUAGAAUGUUUACAAUGUUAGGUAGUGUUCGUAAUAUGAGGUUAACAUUGGAAUGCUAACAAAGUGAUGUUGAUGCAGUGUUAAAAACAUAAGGUGAUGCAUUCAAUGUGAUGUUAACAAUGCAACAAUGGUGUUAAAAGCAUAUUACCAACUAUGUAUUUUUCUUUUUUACAUUUGAAAACAUUUGUAAUGCCCACAUGAACUCACAAAAAGUGCCUUUAAACAUGCAAUACACAAUAUAAUGGAAUUUUAAAUAUGUAUAUAAAUAUACCAUUACCGGUAAAUAAAAAGCUGCAAAUGGUGUCAUGAUAAACUAAUCAAAUGUAUAUUUUAAACCAAAAAAAAAAAUAUGACGCUGCCCGUAGAUCUUUACUAUUUUUACUAUAUUGUAAAAGUUAUCAAUGAUGAGGCAUAGUGAAACUCAUAAUCAUGCCAUCAACCAUAUGAAUAUUGAAAAAAAUUUAGUCACUCACUCAAUCUCACUCACACUAAACACUGACAAUACUACAUUUUGUACAAAUACAUGUAUAUGUAUAAACCAUGGGUUUACACAAGGUUCGGUGACAGGAUUUGGAUUUAUGCAAGGUUUAGUGUUGACAGGAUUUGGGUUUAUGCAAGGUUUGGUGUUGACAGGAUUUGGGUUUAUGCAAGGUUUGGUGUUGACAGGAUUUGGGUUUAUGCAAGGUUUGGUGUUGACAGGAUUUGGGUUUAUGCAAGGUUUGGUGUUGACAGGAUUUGGGUUUAUGCAAGGUUUGGUGUUGACAGGAUUUGGGUUUAUGCAAGGUUCGGUGUUGACAGGAUUUGGGUUUAUGCAAGGUUUGGUGUUGACAGGAUUUGGGUUUACGCAAGGUUUGGUGUUGACAGGAUUUGGGUUUACACAAGGUUCGGUGACAGGAUUUGGAUUUAUGCAAGGUUUGGUGUUGACAGGAUUUGGGUUUACGCAAGGUUUGGUGUUGACAGGCUUUGGAUUUACACAAGGUUCGGUAUUGGCAGAAUUUGGAUUUAUGCAAGGUUUGGUGUUGACAGAAUUUGGGUUUACGCAAGGUUUGGUGUUGACAGAAGUUUGGACAGGUUUACCUGUAAUAACAGGGAAUAUUUACAUUUGAUUUUUACGAAUUGAAUCAUAUCGUACAUGUUUUUAUUAGUGAUCUGCAGACAAGAAGUCCUACAAAAUACACAUAUAAUAUCACUGAACUUCCACCAUACAAGACACACACACUUAAUCACUACAUUCAGUUGGGUAAACCACGGUUACUAAAAAAGACGGUUAGGAAACACUAUUGUUAAAAUGUGUGAAUCUGCCUAAUCCCUCAAGGAUGCGUAUCGCGCUGUGUACGCCCUCUAUUGCUUGAGAUUUCAAGGCCCACCAUUUUGUUUCAUUUUUGUGUCGAUCACUUGAUGUUCCGCGAAUUUGAAAUUUUAAGCUCGUUUUCGAUAGAAUAUCCACGUUUAGUGAACACGCUCUACGAAGAACCACACGUACAUUUCGGAUGAGUACUCUUUGUGACUGUGAAAACAUUCAGAAUCGAGAAUCGUCAUUUAUCGUUUUCACUGUUGUCAUGAGGGUAAGCUGGGGUCCCGGUAGAAAAUAUGACAAAAAUUCUAACCCCCAAGUCACUAUUUUAAAAUACAUUAUAUUAUAAAAAAUACUACCAAAUGAAUUUUUAGUAUACUACUGUGUGUACUUAUGAAGGUUGUGUGCGAUUUGGGGGCUUAUUAGAGUAAAUUUUAUCGUUUUGCUAUCUCGUCACUGUAUCAGCCAUUUUGUUUAAAGUCGUAACACUUUUUUUGUAGACCCCGUAGAAAUUGUUGAAAAUGUAUUCAACAUUUUCCCGCCAGUUUCAUAAAAUGCC